AUGGCAGGACAGUGUGGCUGGGGAGAUGGCAGGAGAGGAUCUGGGUUUGGUGCUAGAAAAGAUGCCCUCUCUGCUUCACAGGCUGGGCGCAGACCACCCGCCUUCCGGAGCCCGGGGGCCCAGGCACCGAGGAGAGCCCGGAAGAGAGCGGAAGGCGGAGCCAGCUCCAAUGUCUUCUCCAUGUUUGACCAGUCCCAGAUCCAGGAGUUUAAAGAGGCCUUCACCAUCAUGGACCAGAACCGCGAUGGCUUCAUUGACAAGGAAGACCUGAGGGACACCUUUGCUGCCCUGGGCCGCAUCAACGUGAAGAACGAGGAGCUGGAGGCCAUGGUGAAAGAGGCCCCUGGACCCAUCAACUUCACGGUCUUUCUGACCAUGUUUGGGGAGAAGCUGAAGGGCACGGACCCAGAGGAGACCAUUCUACACGCCUUCAAGGUGUUCGACGCUGAGGGGAAAGGCUUCGUCAAGGCGGAUUUCAUCAAAGAGAAGCUCAUGACCCAGGCAGACCGGUUCAGUGAGGAGGAGGUCAAGCAGAUGUUUGCAGCUUUCCCGCCAGAUGUGUGUGGCAACCUGGACUACAGGAACCUAUGCUAUGUCAUCACGCAUGGUGAAGAGAAAGACUAGGAGGAGAUCGUGGGCCUUCCCCCCAGCAGUAGGGAGAGGGAGCAAACACGGGUUCCGGGCAACCGGUGGGGAGCUCCUGUGACCAGCCUGCGGGAGGAAAGGCUCUCCUUGCCUUGUGGGUGGGGUGCAAGGCAAGAAUAAAUAAUGCUAACAAGG
Pipistrellus kuhlii (Kuhl's pipistrelle) is the source of this 780-nucleotide messenger RNA. It is a transcript of the gene MYL10, whose product is annotated as myosin light chain 10. The transcript is spliced from 8 exons. Gene Ontology annotation, cellular component: cytoplasm; mitochondrion. Bases 1 to 624 code for a protein of 207 amino acids. The record is from RefSeq and is a predicted model, not a curated record. Lineage: Eukaryota; Metazoa; Chordata; Mammalia; Chiroptera; Vespertilionidae. Gene Ontology annotation, molecular function: calcium ion binding.